AUGUCUGGCCAUAAGGUGGGGAAGGACUCCGGAAAGGCCAAGACAAAGGUGGUUUCCUGCUCUCAGAAAGCCAGCUUGCAGUUCCCAGUGGGCCGUAUUCAUCGACACCUGAAAUCUAGGAUGACCAGCCACGGGCGUGUGGGCGCGACUGCGGCUUUGUACAUCGCAGCCAUUCUGGAGUACCUAACCACAGAGGUUCUUGAACCAGCAGGAAAUGCAUCAAAAGACUUAAAGGUAAAGCGCAUUACCCCUCGUCACUUGCAACUUGCCAUUCAAGGAGAUGAAGAGUUGGACUCCCUUAUCAAGGCUACAAUUGCUUGUGGUGGUGUCAUCCCACACAUCCACAAAUCUCUGAUCAGGAAGAAAGGACAACAGAAGACUGUCUAA
Chrysochloris asiatica (Cape golden mole) is the source of this 387-nucleotide messenger RNA. RefSeq names its product histone H2A.Z-like. NCBI's taxonomy places the organism in Eukaryota, Metazoa, Chordata, Mammalia, Afrosoricida, Chrysochloridae. Gene Ontology annotation, molecular function: protein heterodimerization activity; DNA binding; structural constituent of chromatin. Bases 1 to 387 code for a protein of 128 amino acids. Gene Ontology annotation, cellular component: nucleosome. The transcript has a single exon. The record is from RefSeq and is a predicted model, not a curated record.